This is a messenger RNA of Metarhizium brunneum ARSEF 3297, 1455 nucleotides long. It is a transcript of the gene MRP4, whose product is annotated as mitochondrial 37S ribosomal protein uS2m. The record is from RefSeq and is a predicted model, not a curated record. Gene Ontology annotation, biological process: translation. Gene Ontology annotation, cellular component: ribosome; mitochondrial small ribosomal subunit. NCBI's taxonomy places the organism in Eukaryota, Fungi, Ascomycota, Sordariomycetes, Hypocreales, Clavicipitaceae. Gene Ontology annotation, molecular function: structural constituent of ribosome.
AUGAUACUCAGAAAUGCCGCUAUACGGCAUGGCCGUGCAUUGGCGCCUCCGAUCUCGAGAUCUGCCCUGCGACUGCUAUCCACCGAAGCGAACAGCCAAAACGCAGUCAAUUCGAGCCCCAAUGCAUCCGCCCAGGCCUGGUCCGCGGGGCAAUCUUCAUCUGCCCAGCCGAAAAUCCUGUCAGGAUCGUCGUCCAAGAAGAGGAAGCAGAAGACUGUGCAAGAGUUCAUCAUGAGCCUCGGAUCUGAUUCCGCCCAGGAACACUCGGGAGCCUCUUGGACAAAACCGCACCAGAUCGGAAGCGAGGGGCAAGAAGUGACUCCGGCGCAGCAGUUUGCAGAUUUUCAAAGAAUUCAGAAGAAUACAAGAAGCCUCGGCUCUCAUGUGGAGAGGCGUUACGUGCCGACUGAAUUAAUUAGCAACCCUCCCGGCCCAGAGCAUGUGUCGUUGGAGCUCCUGAUGGCUUCACAGGCGCACAUGGGACAUAAUACCUCUCUCUGGAACCCCGCCAAUUCUCGAUACAUUUACGGCGUCCGACAGGGAAUUCACAUCAUCUCACUCGAGACGAUUGCUGCGCAUCUUCGACGAGCGGCACGAGUCGUUGAAGAGGUUUCAUACCGGGGCGGUGUCAUCCUCUUUGUUGGCACUCGAAAGGGUCAGAUGGAAAUUGUCACCAAGGCCGCUGAACUGGCUGGUGCAUGUCAUUUGUUCACCAAGUGGACGCCUGGAGCUAUUACAAACCGAGAUGUUAUCCUCAAGACUCAGGCGACAAAGGUUGUCGAUCAUUUGGACUCCGAGUUGGAUGGUUUCGACAUGUACAAGGGCAUGGCCAGACCGCUACUGCCUGACUUGGUAGUUUGCCUGAAUCCCUUGGAAAACUACACCAUGUUGUACGAAUGCGGUCUGAAGAACAUUCCUACAAUUGGUGUCAUUGAUACAAAUGUCGACCCGUCCUGGGUUACCUACACUAUUCCUGCCAAUGACGACAGUUUACGAGCAAUGGCGGUUGUUGCCGGAGCCCUGGGCCGAGCUGGUCAGAAGGGCAAGGAGCGUCGCCUCCAGGACUCUUCCCGGGGCAACGUUUCAUGGAACACCUCACCAGAGUUGGAAAGACACAUGAAGAAAGAAGUCCAGGCGGCGGUGACGAAACGCAAGGAAGUGAUGGGCCGAAUACAGUCUAAUGUUCAGGGGUUCACCGAAGAGGAACAGAAACUUUUGCGAGUCCGGAAUAACGAGGUGGACCUUGAAGUGAGCGAGGACGAAAUGGUCAACAUGUUGGGCGAGACUGCACUGAAAGAUGCCGGAGAAGCUGUCGCCGAAGCAGGCCAUGUGGAUUCUUCAAAGACGUCAAGUUGGAAAGUAGGGGAGGGCCUUGCGGACAUCGAGGCGCAACUGCAACGAGUGCAGCAACAAACGAGACAUAUCGAGUUGGCAGUCGGAAGCAAGCAGGAGUGA